AUGUCCUUUCUCAACAACGUACUAGAACAAUUCAGCCAUCACAAAUCCAGCAACCAACAGCAGCAAUACCAGCAAGGCGGAUACCCACAAGGCAACUACUAUCCUCAGGGCGGCUACGCUCAAAAUGAUGGGAGACCACAUCCACCAGCUCCCUGGAUGGCCGAAUUUGACCAGUACGAGAACAGGUGGGUCUACAUUAAUCGAGAGACGGGUCAACGAACACACGAGUUUCCUCAAGGAGGUUACGGCGGCUACGACAAUCGCGGCUAUGGACAGCCAAUGGACUAUCAACAGCAGGGGUAUCAGGGUGCUCCAAUGCAGAUGCAACAGGAGCAGCAGCACAAGAGUCAUGCUGGUCGCAACGCAGCAUUGGCUGGAGCAGCGGGAUUAGCUGGAGGUGCGUUGCUGAUGCACGAAGGGGAGAAAGUUGAGGACGAUUGGAAGAGAGACGAAUACCGAGCUGAAGAACGUUUCGAUGACGCACGUUACGACAUCGAUAACGAGGCUCGCAGAGCUGGCAAUUGGGUUGAAGAUGCUCCGGAGCGACUGGCGUACGAUGCUGGGCAGGACGUUCAACGUGUUGAGGAUAUCCCAGAAGAUAUUGACCGUAAAUGGGACAAUUUCAGAAAAGAUGUCGAUGACAUUCCAGAAGAUAUUGCUAAUGAUGUUGGAGACGGCGUUGGAGACGUGGAAAGGUUUGGUGAUCGUAUGGACAAUGCGUAUGACGAUGGUCGUGACGACCGAAGAUACGACGAUGACAGGGGAGACUGGUAA
This is a messenger RNA of Lithohypha guttulata, 774 nucleotides long. RefSeq lists its product as uncharacterized. The record is from RefSeq and is a predicted model, not a curated record. The coding region runs from base 1 to 774 and encodes 257 amino acids. Lineage: Eukaryota; Fungi; Ascomycota; Eurotiomycetes; Chaetothyriales; Trichomeriaceae. The transcript has 4 exons.